AUGCGCAAGGCGUCCAAAACGAAACGCUUUUCACUCCUUGACCACAAAAACGUAGUCCUGGAGAGGCUUGGUGCACAGGAGAGCGAAUCCGACGAGUGGGAUGACGGAAUCGCUCGGCAACUUGCUAUCAAUCGGCAGAUGAACAAGCUUCACGGCAGCGAUGGUGGUACUGGUGCUUGGGUGCGUGGGUCUUGUUUCGCUCUGCUGGCACACCCGAAGUUCGACAUCAGCAUGGGCACGGUGAUCGUGCUCAAUGCGAUGAUGAUUGCCGUUGAGCUCACAGUCACGCCGACGGAGGAGGAUGAAACUCCAGCGUCGCGGCUGGCGUUCGGGAUCGCGGAGAAUGUGUUUCUCAGCAUCUAUUUGUUGGAGCUCAUUUUUCGCAGUGUUGGUUGUGGUCGAGAGUGGUUGCGGAACCCGUGGGUGAGGUUUGAUUUGGCCCUCGUAUGUGUUGGUGUUCUCGGGUCGUGGAUUGUGCCCAUCAUCAUAAUGAUCGCCAGGGACGCCAUUGAGAGACUAGUGCCGAGCGCGAUGUUCCUGCGUAUCUUCCGCUUGGCACGUCUUGCCCGGGCGCUCCGCUUAUUUGUGCAGUUUCGCACCCUUUGGAUGCUGAUCUCCGGGCUCCUCUCGCCGUUGCCCACGAUCAUGAACGUAUUCUGUGUCCUCCUGCUGGCGCUUUUCGUGUUCGCGUGUCUGGGCGUGGAGGUGAUGGCAAGCAUCAGCGGGGCGGCGUCCCAAGAGAUGGUGGAUAGAUAUUUUGCCACACUGCCUAUGAUCAUGCUGACGCUCGUGCAGUUUGUGACCAUGGACAGUGUGGCGACCAUAUACACGCCAAUGAUCAGGGAAAACGUCUGGCUCAUGUUUUUCUUUCUGCCGUUCCUCCUGGUGGUGUCCGUCAUCCUCAUGAACCUGGUGACCGCCGUGGUCAUCGAGGUGUUCUUGGACCACGCAAAGCGCGACCAGGAAACGCGCAAGAUGUAUAACGAGCAGCGCAUGUCGGCACUGUUGCCGCAACUGAGGAAAAUGUUCGAAGAGUUGGAUCUGGAUGACAGUGGCUGUGUCACCCUGGAGGAGUUGAAUGCUGCUCCCGAGGAUGUUCAGAGCGAAUUGGAGAGGCUACUCAAUGUGGACUCUCUCUAUGAUCUCUUCGAAGCUCUGGACGUGGACGGCUCAACGGAGGUGACAAUAGAGGAGUUCCUGGACGGAAUGACGCGGCUGACGUGCAACAACCAGUCCCUGGAGAUCACACGCGUCAUCAAGCUGCAGGCGCUGAUCAGGCAGGACCUUGCCGAGCUGAAGCACAUCUGCCAGGGGAGGCACGGUUUGCCCUCGCUCGGAGACGUCUUGAUCACGGCCAGCAGCGCGCACCAGGCCCCUGUCACGGCCAGAAGUACGCAGCGGGGAGCCCCGAGCACAGCCAGAAGCUCUGUGCAGAUGAACCUCCCGGCCGAGUGGGGGUGA
Messenger RNA from Prorocentrum cordatum, 1461 nucleotides. NCBI's taxonomy places the organism in Eukaryota, Dinophyceae, Prorocentrales, Prorocentraceae. The record is from the annotation of a GenBank genome assembly.